AUAAAACCCUGUUACCUGUCUCCUUCAGAGCACAGCUUUGUCUGUCCCGGGUAGUGUGUGAGUGAGUGUGUGAGUGAGUGUGAGUGUGCAUCUCUAAACUAAAGGAUAUUCUUAACGAGAGGACUAGAAGGCAGCCUCAGUCAAAGCAGUCAUCAUGGCAGAUGAGGAGAGAAAUACAAAGAAGGCCAAGAAUAGGCCAAGUUGCUUGGGAUAUCCUGUCAGUAUAUUUUUCAUUGUGGUGAAUGAGUUCUGUGAGCGAUUCUCCUACUAUGGCAUGAAAGCGGUGCUGGUGCUGUACUUCAAGUACUUUAUCGGUUGGGACAAUGAUUUGUCCACAACCAUCUACCACACGUUCGUGGCCCUGUGCUACCUAACACCUAUCCUGGGGGCCAUCAUCGCAGACUCAUGGCUGGGCAAGUUCAAGACUAUCGUGUAUCUGUCUAUAGUGUACACCAUCGGCCAGGUGAUCAUGGCAAUCAGUGCCAUACAUGACAUCACAGAUACAAACAGAGACGGUACACCUGACAACAUGACAUUCCAUACUGCCAUGUCCAUGCUGGGACUCAUCCUCAUUGCUUUGGGAACUGGAGGUAUUAAACCCUGUGUGGCAGCGUUUGGAGGAGAUCAGUUUGAAGAACAUCAGGAAAAACAAAGAAGUACUUUCUUUUCCAUAUUUUAUCUGUCCAUUAAUGCUGGCAGUCUUCUCUCCACUCUCAUCACACCCAUCCUGAGAGCUCAAGAGUGUGGUAUCUAUUCAAAGCAAAGUUGUUUCCCGCUGGCUUUUGGGGUCCCUGCCGCUCUCAUGGUGGUUGCCCUCAUUGUGUUCAUCGCAGGCCACAACAUGUACAUUAUGGAAUCCCCCAAAGGCAACAUCCUGCUGCAAGUCAUGAAGUGCAUUGGAUUUGCAAUUAGGAACCGUUUCAAUCAUCGCAGUAAGCAACACCCCAAGAGAGAGCACUGGAUGGACUGGGCGGAAGAGAAAUAUGAUAAACUCCUGAUUGCUCAGGUGAAGAUGGUGUUGAAGGUUCUGUUCCUCUAUAUCCCUCUGCCAAUGUUCUGGGCCUUAUUUGACCAGCAGGGCUCCCGUUGGACUCUUCAGGCCACUACUAUGGAUGGUAACUUUGGAGCGUUUAUAAUUCAGCCAGAUCAGAUGCAGAUUGUGAACCCCAUACUGAUUGUGAUAAUGGUGCCCAUAAUGGACUCUGCAGUGUAUCCACUUAUCAAGAAGUGUGGUCUUAACUUCACGCCCCUGAGGAGGAUGACUGUUGGUAUGCUGCUGGCCUCGUUAGCAUUUGUGGCUGCUGCUCUUUUGCAGAUUCAAAUUGACCGAACAGUCCCCAACUUCCCAUCAAGCUCUCAAACCCAGGUGAAGUUCCUGAACUUGGAGAACACACCAGUGCCUGUUGUAGUGGAGGGGCAAGAACCGUUUGUUGUUCCUGGUUUUAAUUCCUCUAAUAAUUAUAUGACACUGGACACUGAGAACGUUACGGUCUCUGCUGGAGGAAGAAACGCUACAGCUUACUUCCAGAAGGAAUCAAGGCACACGGUUUUGAUAAAUGCUGACAGAAUGCUACAGACUCUCAAUGACAUAACUGAGAAACCCAAUCAAGGCAUGAAUGCGAUCAGGUUUGUGAAUGGCUUUAGGUCUCAUCUGAACUUCUCAGUAAAGUCUGAUCAUCUGGGUCCCAUCGCUCCCUUACAAGCAUCAGACUACUUCAGUGUUACCCACGGAAAAGCCAGUUUUACUAUUGAAAACGAGGAAGGACAGACGUGUCACUACAUCCUGCAGCUGGGCUUCGGAAGCUCCUACACAGUCCUGAUCCCAAACACCUUUACUUUUGGAGAAUCUUGUACCGAGAACAUUAAAGCAAUCCAGGAUAUUAACCCGGGAAGGAAAUACAUAUGGAUUGGCUGGUUGUUUAUUAAUUUUUUUUUGAUGUGCUGAGGAGUGGUGUUCUUUUUUGUCGGCCUGGACUUCUCCUAUUCACAGGCACCAAGCAAUAUGAAGUCAGUGCUCCAGGCUGGUUGGCUGUUGACUGUUGCAGUGGGGAACAUCAUCGUGCUCAUUGUGGCUGAGGCAGGCUCACUUCCAGAGCAGUGGGCUGAAUACGUGCUGUUUGCAUGUCUCCUGGUGGCUGUGAGUAUCAUCUUUGCGGUCAUGGCUUACUUCUACACCUACAUGGAUCCGGCAGAAAUUGAGGCUAAAUUUAUGGAGCUCGAGCCAGAUGAUAAGAAAAGGAAAGAGCUUGAAAUGAUGACGAAAGACAAUUUGGCAUAUGUUAACAACGAGACGUCAAACAACACAGAUGUCAAACAAACGAAGAUCUAGAUGCAUCGCUUCUUUUUUCUCUUGAUCUGUGGUUUGAAAGUGCUGGUGUUCUCUUUCCUAUUGACUGAAGAACUGAUUCACCAUUUUUUUUUUUUAUCAAAGCUGGGCUUGGGAUUUGUUAUGCAGUAGCAAAAAUCAGCCCAAGAAAAGCUAAUUCUACCUGAAACUGAAUGGUGUGUUUUGGGACGACAACCAUGGGCAGAAGGUUUGGUAGUUUAAUAGAGCAUGAUAUGGUUAAGAUCAGUGUUAAAGUGACCGUGCGUUGGUGCCUUAGCAGGCGGGUUUUAUUUAUGUGUUACUAUCAAUAAAUAAAUAAGUGAAAAAAAAAGAGCAAGUGACGCUCUUUUAUGGAAAAUGCAAUUUACCAUUAUAAUGAAAAACCAGAUUAAAUGGAAACCAUAGAGUGGAAGUACAUCAUCACACUGCUAUUUCAAGCAACACAGUCCUGUUUGUGUAAUUGUGGAUUGGAUCUUUCAGAAAAUAUUCUAAAGUGCCUCUAAAUAAUUUUGAUUAAUAGCCAUUCAUCUACACCAAGUAAUGGGUAAAACAAAGUAUUGUAAAGUUUUCUUUGAAGUAAUUCAUUUUAAUGCUGUUAUUCUGCAACUUAAAAUCUGCAUUAUUUGAAGGGGUUACAAUAAGAAUGUACCAGAUAAUGAGCAUUAGAGUGCAGUACUUUCCUCUAUGUAUUUUUAAAUUAUUUUGUUUCUACAUAACACUGUAUAUGGAUUUUAAACUACACUGGGUCCAAUAAGCUAUGAUUAAAUCAACUUUUGAUGAAGUGCUUCAAUAAAAAAAUAUAUUUAUGCCU
Cyprinus carpio (common carp) is the source of this 3137-nucleotide messenger RNA. Its product is annotated as solute carrier family 15 member 1b. Gene Ontology annotation, cellular component: membrane. Gene Ontology annotation, biological process: oligopeptide transport; transmembrane transport. The record is from RefSeq and is a predicted model, not a curated record. Gene Ontology annotation, molecular function: dipeptide transmembrane transporter activity. Lineage: Eukaryota; Metazoa; Chordata; Actinopteri; Cypriniformes; Cyprinidae.